Messenger RNA from Psylliodes chrysocephalus, 1626 nucleotides. NCBI's taxonomy places the organism in Eukaryota, Metazoa, Arthropoda, Insecta, Coleoptera, Chrysomelidae. The record is from the annotation of a GenBank genome assembly.
CUUGUAGCUUUGAUAUACGGGGAUUCAAAGAACUUGACUUGUAUCUACCGUUCAUCUGAAACGGGUCAAACUUCUCAUUAGUAUAUAAAGUGGAACAUUUUCGUACCUCGGUUCAUUUCAAAAUGAACCGUAGGAUUUUAUUUUAUAUUGUGCUUGAAUUAUUAAUUAGUUUAGCGGUAGUAUCAUCAAUAACUGAAGAUUCAGAAAACUUUGUACAAAGUAGAAAAACAAGAGAUGCUUUAGAAGAACCCACAUCUAAAGUAAAUUAUACUGGAAAUCAGAUAUGGAAAACCAAGUUAAUCAAUGACCAACAUAAGAAAGUAAUAAUGUCUCUUAGAAAUCAGGGUUUGAUUCAAACAUGGGGUGGCAACAGAACUAGUUUGGAUAUAUUGGUUAAUCCUAUUAAUCUAAAUGAAGUAGCAGACACUUUAAGAAAUAAUGAUAUAUUAUAUAAUAUUAUAAUAGACAAUUUACAACAGGCAAUUGAAGAUGAAAAUCCUCCAAUUACUCAUGAUAAUGAAGAUAGGCAAGGUCAUCGGAUGACUUGGAAUUCAUACCACAGAACGAGUGAUAUAUGGGGAUUUAUUGAUUACUUAGCACAAACGUUUCCAGAUUUCUGCAAGGUGUUCACCAUAGGACAAACACACGAGAAACGUGAUAUUAAGGUUUUAAAAAUUUCCAAUGGCAAGGUUGGAAAUAAAGCGGUAUGGAUCGACGGAGGCAUGCAUGCAAGAGAAUGGAUUUCACCAGCAGUUGUUACAUAUAUUAUUAAUCAGUUAGUAUAUAAUUUGGACAAUGAACCUGACUAUAUGCAAAAUAUCGACUAUUAUAUAGCACCUGUAAUGAAUCCUGAUGGAUAUGAAUAUUCUCAUACUAUUGACCGAAUUUGGAGAAAAAAUAGAAGACCCAAUGACCCAACUUUAUCAGGAUUUAAACUCUGUUAUGGAACAGACUUGAAUAGAAAUUUUGGUUAUAAGUGGGGACUAGGAGGAACGUCUAAAGAUCCUUGCGACGUUACAUAUGGUGGAACUAGACCAUUUUCUGAAUUGGAAUCUAAAGCUAUGAAGGAGUUUAUCCAAGGAACUGCAGCCAACUGGAAGGCAUAUAUUUCAUUCCAUUCCUAUGGUCAAUAUAUUUUAUACCCUUGGGGUUACGCAUCAGCAGUAACCACAGAUUACAAGGACUUGCAAAAUGUAGCGCAUAAAGCUGGUGCAGCCAUUCGUGCUGCAGGUGGUCCAACUUACACAAUUGGUCCUGCAGCAAGCACCUUGUAUCCAGCUGCUGGUGGAUCAGAUGACUGGGCAAAAGGAGUUGUCCGCAUGAAAUAUUCUUAUACUAUUGAACUUCGAGAUGACGGAAGAUAUGGUUUUGUAUUGCCCGCCAGUUAUAUCCAGGUAACAAGCAAAGAAGCUCUUGCAGCUGUGCGAGUCAUAGUAGAAGCGGCUUCUCAAGCUUAACACUUUUUGCUCAAAUUUUGGAUUUUCUACUAUCGAGACUACAUUAAUGGAAAAGUGUAAAAUUAGUACACUGUGAUAUAAUUUGGUAGGUAUAUAACAAUUAGCUGUGUAUUAGAAAAUAUACUGUUUAUUUUUGCUGUAAUAGAACUGAUUAAAUUCUACCUGUACA